Molecule: messenger RNA, 3316 nt
Organism: Thrips palmi
Lineage: Eukaryota; Metazoa; Arthropoda; Insecta; Thysanoptera; Thripidae
Product: excitatory amino acid transporter-like
Exons: 11
Coding region: 118-1758 (546 amino acids)
Biological process (GO): L-glutamate transmembrane transport
Cellular component (GO): plasma membrane
Molecular function (GO): neutral L-amino acid transmembrane transporter activity; glutamate:sodium symporter activity; L-glutamate transmembrane transporter activity
Source: RefSeq, a predicted model, not a curated record
GUGCCCGUGCGGUGCAGCCGUGCUCGCCGUGCACGCCGUGGUGGUGCACGCCUGCAGGCCGUGGCGCAGUGUCGGGCCAAUGGCCUAGGACCGCCCCGGCCACCCUGUCCCAGCGACAUGAGCACCCUGGGACCCACCCUGGGCCCGGGCACGUCCGACAACCCCCAUGGCGGUGAGCAGGACGCCGCGGCCGCGGCCAGCGCCCAGGACCAAGUGGCGGGCGCGGUCGCGGACGAGAACGAGAAGAAGAAGAAAGGAGCGACAAAAGAAGACGUCAUGAAGUACCUGAUGCUGGUGCUGCAAUGGUUCCGCGCCAACCUGCUGCUGGGCCUCACCAUCACGGCCGUGCUCGUGGGCGUCGUGCUGGGCUUCUUCGGCCGCCUGGCGCGGCCCUCGCCCGAGGCCAUCGAGCUCGUCUCCUUCCCCGGGGAGGUGCUCAUGCGCCUGCUCAAGAUGAUGAUCCUGCCGCUUAUCAUAUCCUCGCUCAUCGCCGGCAUGGCGCAGCUGGACGCGCGCAGCUCGGGCCGCAUGGGCAUGCGCGCGCUGGCCUACUACAUGGUCACCACCGUCCUGGCCGCCAUCGUGGGCAUCAUCGUGGUGCUGGUCAUCCACCCGGGGGACCCGUCCGCCAAGGCCAUCGUGCGCUCCCACUCGCAGGCCGAGACCCGGGUGUCCACCCUGGACGCCAUCCUCGACAUUAUACGCAACAUGUUCCCGGAGAACCUGGUCCAGGCCUGCUUCCAGCAAGUGCAGACAUCGGUUAAAGAGGUACCCGGCACCUACAAGAAGCCCGCCUACGUGGAGAGGACGCUCGUGUACAAGGACGGCACCAACGUGAUGGGGAUGAUCGUGUUUUGCCUGGCCUUCGGCCUGCUGGCCGGACAGAUGGGCCGGCGCGGCCGCAUCAUGGUGGACUUCUUCGUGGUCCUCAACGACAUCACCAUGAAGCUCGUGGGCAUCAUGAUGUGGUACUCGCCGUUCGGCAUCAUGUGCCUGAUCGCCGGCAAGAUCAUGUCCAUCGCCAACAUGGCGUCCACGGCGCAACAGCUGGGCCUGUACAUGGUGACGGUGGUGCUGGGCCUGCUGGUGCACGGGCUGGUCACGCUGCCCGUCAUCUACUGGGCCGUCACGCGCCAGAACCCCGCCACCUUCUUCAAGGGCAUGCUGCAGGCCUGGGUCACCGCCGUGGGCACCGCGUCCAGCGCGGCCACGCUGCCCGUCACGUUCCAGUGCCUGGAGGAGAACAACAAGAUCGACAAGCGCGUGACGCGCUUCGUGGUGGCGGUGGGCGCUACCGUCAACAUGGACGGCACGGCGCUGUACGAGGCCGUGGCCGCCAUCUUCAUCGCCCAGAUGAACGGCAUCCAGCUGGGCAUCGGCGACAUCAUCACGGUCAGCUUGACGGCCACCUUGGCGAGCAUUGGCGCAGCCUCCAUCCCGUCCGCCGCCCUCAUCACCAUGCUGCUCGUGCUGACCGCCCUGGGGCUGCCCACCUCGGACGUGUCCCUGCUCUUCGCCGUCGACUGGCUGCUGGACCGCAUCCGCACGUCCAUCAACGUGCUGGGCGACGGCUUCGGCGCGGGCAUCGUGUACCACCUGUCCAAGGACGAGCUGGACCAGAUGGACCACGAGCGCGAGGCGGACGACGCGGAGCUCGGCGUGGUGGGGCUGCUGGAGGCGCGCAAGCUGUCCGUGCUGGACGAGGAGACGCGCAAGCGGUCCGUGGACCUCGCCGCCACCUCGGAGACGCAGAUGUGAGCGUGGACGUCGACGUGGACGUCGACGUGGACGUCGUGAAGCGGCGGGUGGUCGGUCGGCACGUCGGCGCCGGCAAGGACGCGGACACGGCGCAGAGGGCGCGCAACCGCGGAACCGUGAGACCCCGAAACCGUGGAACCGCAAACCGCGGAGCCUUCCCCGCGAAAGGCUGCCUAGGGCCGAAGCCCCACGAGUGCCGCGUCAACUUGGCGUCGCCAUGGCGUCGCGUCGCGCCGGCGCGGCCCUUUGAGGUAGGCGCCCUUUGAGGGGCCCUUUGAGGGCGAGCCCCCAGGGGCCCCCGACGCGACGCGGCGGCGGCGGAAAGCCUCGGAGAAUUAUUUGUUGUUGAAAAAACUAAAAAUGAAUUUCAUUCGAUUGCGCGCUAAUUCUGUACCGCGAAAAAGCAUGACAUGUUGGCCUGUGCAGGUCCCCGCCCUGCGUCGCCUCGCUUCGACGAAGUAAGAGGCGACGGCCCGGGGCGGGGCUCGCGAGCGGCUAAAGAUGUGGAUUUUUCUUUCUUGUUUUGUAAUCGUUAGGAGAUCGUCUCGGCGUACCGCCUCCGGUAGCGCGAGUAUCGGCUCCGUUUAUCUAACCUUUAUUUUACCCAUAUAACUACCAACUUGUAACAUACGUAUAAAAUGCUUCAUUGAGACGAUUAGAAAUACUUGAUUCCCGCCCAGCAUAAAGGCACUUUGAAUGUAUGUAUCGUGUGAAUGAAUGUGUUGAAUGAGCUUGGAGGACAUGCAAGUCACCCAACUAAAAUCAAGUUUGGCCGACGGCGCAAAAUGCACACAAGAUUGGACCCCUGAUGAGAGUGUACACGUGCUACAUGAAAAUCAAGAGGGCUGCUCAACGGACUCACCGAAAAGGGUCUGAAAGGACUUGGUGGCAGACGAUCAAUAUAUUUAUUUAUAGUGUUGUUUUUAUGUAUUACUCGUUCAUGACAAUAUUUACUGUGUACCUUAUCUAACAUGUACUGAGCAACGUAUGAGUACAAAAUGAGAAUCAUUAGAUUUUUACAGAAUGAUAUGUAUACUCAGAAUACUUGAGUAUGGUACAAGCCUCAUAUUUGAGAUUGUGAACCAAAUCAUUGAGGCCCUAUUUUUAAGCUUAUUCCUAGCACUAAGGAAUUUAUGUUAUAUUGACUACUAUUGCUGUACUCUUGCUAUAUUCAACUAGUAUUUAAGGACAAUGCCCAGCUAUAUUAUCCAAGUAAUCAUUAAGUUAUCUAAAGUUAUGUUUCACCAUAUACCCGUAUUUAUACACUGGUGUAUGAUUCCAGUGUUAGCAUGUAAGUUAGUGAGCUAAUUCUAAGUUGUCUUUCCAGAACGCAAUUUUCUUAAUGGUAAGGUAUGUGUCUAAGUCCUCGCAUUAUUUUUGUAAAAACACGAUAAGUUAAGCAAGAUACUCCCCUCUAAGAUAGAGAACAUAUUCAUAUUAAUCGUAUAGCAAAAUAAUCCUAGUCGCACACACCGUGGAGAACCACUGCCACCGCAGAGUGCAUUCCAAUACUCGCCAACAUCCACACUGUUGAAAUAAAAAGUAAUUUAUUAAUAGA